CGGGCGGAUAUUUUCAAAAUGGAAGAAAUACCAAAGUUUUGGAGGGGCAACAUUCAUUUGUUGUAUUUAAGGUCGUUUACGGCCGCUGAUUAGUUUACCUGGAUGAACAUGUAUUGAGUAAUAAUUUUGUAUCGAUUGGGAAGACAAAUAAGAAGCAAGAUGAGUGUUUCAAUCGGCGAUAAAAUCGAGGACUUCAAAGUUCUCACCCUCCUUGGGAAGGGCUCCUUUGCAUGUGUUUACCGUGCAAAGUCAGUGAACACUGGCUUGGAGGUGGCGAUCAAAAUGAUUGACAAAAAAGCCAUGCACAAAUCUGGUAUGGUCCAGCGCGUGAGUAACGAAGUGGAGAUUCAGUGUCGAUUGAAGCAUCCAUCAAUACUAGAGCUGUACAACUACUUUGAAGACAGUAACUAUGUGUACUUGGUGUUGGAGAUGUGCCAUAAUGGAGAGAUGAGUCGAUACCUGAAAGACAGGAAGAUGCCCCUCUCAGAGGAUGAUGCACAGCACUUCAUGCAUCAAAUAGUGAAAGGUAUGCUGUACUUGCAUACACAUGGCAUCAUGCAUCGGGACCUGACCUUGUCCAACCUGCUGCUGACGAGCAAUAUGAACCUUAAAAUAGCUGACUUUGGCCUGGCCACCCAGCUCAAGCUCCCCAGUGAGAAGCACUUCACCAUGUGUGGCACACCCAACUAUAUCUCCCCAGAGGUGGCCACCCGCAGUGCCCACGGCCUGGAGUCUGAUGUCUGGUCUCUGGGCUGCAUGUUCUACGCCUUCCUGAUGGGCCGGCCCCCGUUUGACACAGACACGGUGAAGCACACCCUUAACAAGGUGGUCCUGGGGGAGUAUGACAUGCCCAGCCACGUGUCCCAGGAGGCCCAGGACCUAAUCCGCCAGCUGCUGAGGAAGGACCCUGCGCAGCGGCCCAGCCUGUCUGCCGUACUGGACCACCCCUUCAUGACCCAAAGCCUGCUGGCCAGGACCAAGGAGCUGGGCCUUGGGGAGCCAGGCUCCAUGGACAGCGGCAUCGCCACCAUCUCCACAGCCUGCACCUCAUCCACCUCAGGCAGCAGCCGUCUCCAGAGGAGAGCCAGACAUGUGAUUGGACCUGCCCUACCCAACCGCAUGGCACCUAUCCCCACACUGCCCCGGCCGCCCAGCAGCGCCUGCUUUGAGGGGGUUGAGGAGUGGCAGCAGCACUCCGACAGAGUAGGCAGGAGCAGGGUAGUUCCGGGCGGGGAGAGUGGACGGCCCCACUCCAGGUACCUACGGAGGACUCACUCCUCAGACCGGUCUAGCUCCUCUGUCAUUCCAGCCCAAGGGAUGGGGCAGGCAGAGCUGGAGAGAUGCCACUCUGAGGAGAUGCUGACUGGGUCGGGGAGACUGGCCUUUCCCAUGUCCUCCAGCUACAAGGACACUCCACAACCCUUCACAGAGCAUGGAAGGCUCCCAUCACUGCCUGUCAAACAGACAGCUAGCUCAGGAUGUUCAUAUUCCAUACAGCCACCACAUCCACUAAACGUGCAGUUACAAGAGUCAGAAGGUGUACAGAAUUGGUUCACUAAAGAAGGCCCGUUUCCGAGGCACACGGAUGUCACCUCUCACAACAGCAGUGCCAGUUUCCAUAGUGGCAGGGAGCCUCUAGGUGUACACAACUCCUGGAGUGACAAACCAGCAGGCAGAGGCACCAGUCCUCACCUCCACCACAACCAGCACCACCUCCACACCUCAAACACUGAGUCCUACAGGGAGAAUGGGCAACCAGGUCAUGGGGAAGAGCUGCAGAGUCUGUCCAAACCAAGUGUAGAAAAGGAGAAGAAGUCCCUGAGAAAUGUGCUCCCUCCCUUGUGUGCCUCCAGACUGAAAUCCAUCAGACAGAAGACAAAAAAUGCUGUGGUGAGCAUUCUGGAUACAGGAGAGGUGUGUAUGGAGCUGCUCAAGGGCCAGGGCCCACAGGAGAGGGGCAAAGAGGUCCUCAGGAUAUCCUGUGAUGGUUUGAUGGUCACUAUUUACCAGCCCAAUGAGGGGAAGGGGUUUCCUGUGCUAGACUGUCCCCCUGCUCCUCCUGAGGAUAUCCUGAUCUGCAGCUAUGAGGACCUACCGGAGAAGUACUGGAAGAAAUACCAGUAUGCCUCCAAGUUUGUGCAGCUGGUGAAAUCCAAGACUCCCAAAGUCACCCUCUAUACCAAGUAUGCAAAGUGUAUGCUGAUGGAGAACUCCCCCAAUGCAGACCUGGAGGUGUGCUUCUACGAUGGAGCAAAGACCCACAAGACGUCGGAGCUGGUCCGUGUGGUGGAGAAGAGUGGGAAGUCGUAUACGGUGAAGGGAGAGGUGGGUCUGAGUGGCCUCAGCCCAGAGAGCAGGCUGUACGUGGAGCUGUCUGACGAGGGCCACAGCAUCUGUCUGUCUCUAGAGGCGGCAAUCACUGCAGAGGAGCAGCACUGUGCCAUGAGCACUCACUUCUUCCCCAUCACCAUCGGCAGGAGACCUGCCAACCCAGCCUCCCCCUGCCCGUCGUUCCAGCCUGCCCCUACGGAUGUGGCAUCACCGCCCAAGCCCCCACACAUUACUCCUUCUAUGAUCUCCUAUGAUGGGUCUGACUUCACCUCGACUAGCGUGAACAAAAACUGCUCUCCGCUAUCGGUCAAACAGGACCACACAACCAACACAGGGAAAGUGCUCAAGUCUGUCUUUGUGCCAAACAUUGGUUGGGCAUCACAGCUGACCAGUGGAGAGGUGUGGGUGCAGUUCAACGAUGGCUCCCAGCUGGUGGUGCAGGCAGGGGUCUCUUGUAUUACCUACACGUCCCCAGAGGGACAGACCACCAGGUACAAAGAGAAUGAGAAGUUGCCAGAGCUUGUGAAGGAGAAGCUGCACUGUCUCUCCACCAUCCUGGGCCUGUUGGCCAGUCCAGCAGCAUGCCGCUAAUCAAACAACCUCCGCAGCAUUGCAACGUCCCAGUACAAUGCUGUUGCAGGGAGGAGACACUUUUAUAGGCUUUAUACAGUGACAUACAUACAUACCUCAAGUGUGCUUGUAAAUAUUGUUUUUUAUGUACAGAUGACAAAUUAUGAAAAUAUAUAUAUUUUAUAGUGCCCAUGUUGUACAGUACCAUCUUGUGUUGAAAUGGUGUGCAUGUAAACUUGAGUCUUUUGUAAUUUUCUACACUGUCAGUUGUCAAACCAUAAUCUCCAUGAAAUGUCAGAUGCAUAAAAGCUGAAGCAAUAAACAUCUGCAGGCUGGGUAGAGUUCAGUCACACUUUGGUGUUCAGGGGGCUUUUGUUCUUUCUCACUUUUGCAACAGCAUGAAUGGGUAAAAGUAAAUGUUUUGUUUGCAUUCCUUACUGGUGUAUGGUAUAAAAAUAAAACUAACACACUAACUGUAAGUCGCUCUGAAUAAGAGCGUCUGCUAAAUGACUAAAAUGUAAAUGGUAUCGAUAUGCAGUACAUGAACAUGAGGUCUAUCAAGUGUGAGAAACCCAAUACACAACAUUGGGGGAAUUAAUUUAAGAACUUCACAAAUGUUCAUGAAUUUACAUUCUCAUUAUCUGGGCUAAAGCACUAGAACAGUAAUGGCAAUUUCUCACGAAGGAUAUUGGUGACAUUUACCACAUUUUACCAUUUUAAAUAUAUAUCUAUUUUUUUAAAGGGGGUUUAUUUUUUUGCCCAGUUGGUUUAGCAUUUAAUAACAAAGAUCAAAUUGUGGAUUAGAAUUAGUUUCUUUAAAGGACUGAUACCAAACAUAUACAAUAACAUUUCCAAGUGAACAUUCAGGUGGAAGCUGAAAGCACAAUGACAUUGUCAGGGUGGAGAAAUGAUAAAGGUAAUAUUUAUUUCCCAUUUAGAAGCACAAUGAAGAACACAAUGCAAGACACUGUAUAGUUGUGUACAGAGAUGUCAGUGUUUUCACAACAUACUGGGCAUGGCUUGGUUAAGACAUCCUCUCCUUGGUCACGGUUCACCCACACAGGAUUGAGGAUCUGUGUUUUUCGCUAGGAAACGCUAGUCCUGGAGGGCUGCAGGUGGAAUGCCUACACCGUUUAGAUUGUCAGUCAUUGUCACUAGGCCAUUGGGGCUAAGUACCCUCUGUGUCGAUUCAGUUUGCAAGCCUACUUACUCUACGUAUAUGCGGAAUCUGAUGCUUGCUCCUCCAGGACUAAGAGCCUGUGCUCAAGUAAAUGCCCUAUUCUUUUUACAUUGAGUUGUCAGCCCUGCACUUCAACUGGAUGCGUACUAAGGCCGAAGACAGUGGCAUCUAAGCUGCUCUGGCUCCUUGAAGUUCUGAAGAUAGUUUCAUUUGCCAACCAACCAUUUCACUACUCGUCUGACAAAAAUCCAUUGUUUGUUCGACUCACCCGCGCUUCUCCAUCUUAUAAAAAAAUAAUUCCCCCCCCCCAUAAAAUCUCAAAAUAAAUUGCUCUUAGGAAAUCAGGACAAAGAUGUUAUCAUUUACAUUUUAGUCAAAUAGAAGUGAAAAAAAUAUUUUUUAUCCCUCUAUUAUUUUAACCUCAUUUUGCGGCACCUCUAAAAGGACACAGCAGCUGGACAAUAGGAUGCUUACAGGGAGUUUGGCGUCUGUCGAUACCAGCUAUGCAAGAGCGCACCAGGUGGACUACAGGGUGUUUCACGGUUUAAUAGGUGCCAGCAGUCUGCUUGCAAUUAUGUAAUGUCAAUAAGACUGAAAGUAAAAACGAAAUAAAGAAUCCUUAGCAUUGUAAUCAAGACAUAACAAUUAAUUUAAUGUUCACAAAAAUAAUUUGCCGAUUUAGUGGGAUGGAUAUAUAUAUAUAUAUAUAUAUAUAAUCAUUACAUUUGAAAUGAGUGGAGUAACAGUUUUCUGAACACAAUACCAAUUGAACACCGUUUUUAAAGAGGCCCAGAGGUUCCAUUUAGUUUUGAAUGAGUCGUAAUGGAGGGAGAGAGUUUCCUAUGCCCAGUCAUUUAAAGUCUAUAAAA
Coregonus clupeaformis (lake whitefish) is the source of this 4950-nucleotide messenger RNA. RefSeq names its product serine/threonine-protein kinase PLK4. Gene Ontology annotation, molecular function: protein kinase activity; protein binding; ATP binding. NCBI's taxonomy places the organism in Eukaryota, Metazoa, Chordata, Actinopteri, Salmoniformes, Salmonidae. The record is from RefSeq and is a predicted model, not a curated record. The coding region runs from base 160 to 2922 and encodes 920 amino acids. The transcript has 14 exons. Gene Ontology annotation, biological process: protein phosphorylation.